CUGAGAGCUGUGAGUGCUCCAGUGCAAGACACCUGUGACUUGUGUCUGUACUCUCUUGUCACAGCUAUUUGUUUCCUGGGGUUGUGUUUCUUUCUUAUGCUCUCUGUGGAUUGCCAGGUUACCCUGACGUUGGAGCCUUGUGGAGAUGUGAGCCAAGCUUACUGGCAGUGUGAUCCUUCAAGUCAGGACCGAAACCACAGUGUUUUUUGCAUGACGAAGCAAAGCCCCAGCUGUGAGACAACAAAGGGGAGGAUCAAUAUUUCUAAAGACCUACAUAUGCUGCUGAACAAGAAAAUCUUUUCUGGAAAGGAGUUGGCUGCAUCUUCUAAUACUGAGUCUUACAGUCUUCAAACUAACAAAUCUAAACAGUCAGAAAGCAUUGAGUCAUGUGUCAGGGGAGAAGCUACACUGAGGCCUAAAGACAGGUUAAGUGAACCAACUACACGCCCACACUCUUGGCAUUCAACCAAAUUUCAGAAUAAUCAGCCAGAUCCCAGCAUGAUGCAAAUAUCUCAGGGAACAAUCGGAUCUCCAUGGCACCAGGCCUAUCACUCAAGUUCUUCCACAAGUGAUCUCUCCAGCUACAACCAUGGGUACAUAAGACGGAGCCCUGACCAGUACAGCUCAAGAGGCAGCAUGGAAAGCCUUGACCACGGUUCUUCUGCUUAUCACCAAUGCCAGCUUUCAGCAGCAAAAUCUACCAACUGCAUAGAUCAACUUACUCAUCUACACAACAAGAGAGACUCCGCAUACAGCUCUUUCUCAACCAACUCCAGUAUUCCAGAAUACCAUCCUACUUCCUUUUGCAAGGAACGGUCUUAUUCCACGGAAAGCAUGCAUUCUCGUGGUAAUUUGCAAGAGGGGAUAAAACAUGCAGAUAUUAGAUACAUCAGGACAGUCUAUGAUACUCAAAGGGGUGUUUCUGAAGAGUUUGAGGUAAACCCUGCCUCUAUCAAAAACCGAAACUACAGUAGAUCCUCUGGUUACAACAAGAAUAGUGUUGCAUCUCCCGGCAGAUCACAACAGAUUAGAGCUGUUUCUGAAAGUGAUAACAUUGAAAAGUCUCCACCUAUGCCUCCAGCACGCAGGGACAGCUAUGCAGUGACAAGACAUCAUGAUAGACCUAACUCUUGGUCUAGCCUUGACCAAAACAGAUCUUUCCGAAUGCAGCCCAAUUCUGCAGGUUCACAACAUGCAAGUGCCUUUUCAUGUAACUCUAACCAACAGUUAAAACCUGUUUUUGGAGAAGGGCAGCUUCAUACUGUUGUGGAGAAGAGCCCUGAAAGCAGUCCUCUAAUAAAACAUAAGCAAAUCUACUCACAGUCACCACAGCCAGGACAGCCUAUGCUUCCUACUGGAAUUUAUCCUGUACCCACUCCCGAACCACAUUUUGCUCAUGCCCCUCAACCUAUUGCAAGCAAUAAUGGAACACUUUACCCAGCACUAGCCAAAGAAAGCACAUUUAGUUCAGCAACUGGGACCUCACGGUUUGAUAAUAAUGGAAAAAGUAGUCAAAAUACUACUGGAAAACUGACUUCCCUUUAUCCAAUAAAUCACUUAAAUAUGGAUCAAGAAAACAAGGAAGGUGAGCCUGUAAGAUUUACACCCUACAAGCUUCAUUUUCCAGUAGAUUCUGAAAUUCCCACUAGUUUGUCAAUUACAAAUGAAAAUGAGUCAAACUUCUCAAAUAAUAAUCAGUACAUAGAUACUAGCAACCAGGUACAUAAAACUUUUACAGUAAUGGCAAUGGAAAGUCAGGACCAAGGUGCUCUUAAAGAGCAUAAUACUGGAAUGCAGGGCAUUCCACUUGCUUUAGGAGGUAGUAACUUCAUGGAGUCUACUUUCCAAAAUGAAUGGAUGAAUGGCAAGAACAGGCAAGUUCCAUCCCCAUCAAUAAGAAUGGAUUCUUAUAAAAAUCAGAUGAUCAUUAACACUUCUGAACAAUAUAUUCCUUAUUACCAUGGCUCAGCUUCUUUUAACAACAAUAUCGAUGAAAGACAGUCGCAAAAUGCUUCAGAUGAGAGAAACAAAUUAGAUAGUCCAAGUUUUACAAAACUCAUGGAUGAUCCUGAUAGUUCAGUAUUUGAGGAACCGUUGUCCCCUUCUCAGAAGAAGUCUUAUGAUUUUACUAGAAGGAGACUAAGCUCUAGCAGCACUCAAGGUGGACAUGGUAGUCAGUAUGGUAAACUAGAUGCCAACAAAUCUCGUUCUUCUGUUUUGGAAAAAAUCUGCAAGAUUGAACAAAGAGAGCAAGAGAAUCAGAUGUCUCAGGUUUCAAGCGGCUCUGUCUAUGGAUAUCCCUGUGCGCAAAAUGCUAGGGGAUCAAAUUCCAGAGGAUCUGUAAAUAGCAUUGAAGAAAUUAGGAACAAAUUUAAUUCCCAAGAACAAGUUCUUGCUGGUGAACACCGAAGGCUUUCAAGCUCUAGUAGCAAUGAUAAAAUUACAGGCGCCUACCCGUUAAAUAGGUCAAGUAGUGUCUAUUGCAUUAAGUCAGGGGAUUUUCAAUAUCAAGAAGUGGAAAGACAAGCAGACAAAAUACAACAAUGUAAUCGUGAGCAAUAUGUUUUGCAUGCAGAGUCAGAUGAGGAUAAAAGAAAAGCUGGUUCACAAACAAAGCCAAAUAAACUCAGCCCUUGGCAAAGUACUUCACUCGAUACUGUAGGAUUUAACAGAUCUUACAGAAACAGCAUCAAAGAUGCACAGUCUAAAGUUCUUGAAGCAACAUCUUAUAGACGUAAAGAUUUGGAAAUCAGCCCAUUACAAUAUAGUAAACCAGAGAACAGUGUAAAAAGACCCAAUUCAGGUCUACUCAGAGGUAAGAGUUCACCUGUGUUCCCUCAUGCUCCAAAAGAGAGGCACAGUGUUACCCCUACAGACAAUAUUCAGAAUCAGGAUAACCAUGGUACCUCAAACCAGCCUGUUCGUAUCGGUGCAAGGAGACGCUUGACUGCUGAGCAGAAAAAGAGAUCCUACUCCGAGCCAGAGAAAAUGAACGAGGUGGGUGCAUCAGACAAUGAAUUAUCACCACAAAAUGUUCAAAAAAUGGGUCAACAUUUUAACUUUGUGGAGCAAACAGUGGCAGACAGACGCAGAAUGUUUGAGAGGAAUGGUAAAGCUUGUUCAACUGUUAACUUAUCAAAGCCAGAGCUUAAGCAAUUUCAACAGAAUGCCCUUGCAGACUAUAUAGAGCGUAAGACAGGUCGCAGGCCGUCGCCCCAGGAAACUGGGCUCUUAAAAGAAAGGUCUCAGAGUACCUACUUUACAGGGAGUAUGAUAGAUAACCAAAGUAUCUCAUCAGCAUCUAGCAUUAAUUCCCUUCAAGAACACAAUCUACAAUAUAGACGUAAGGACCAGGUUUCUGAUUCUGGCCGGGUCUCAUCUACCCUGCCCCCUGGUCUCACAGGCUUUGGUGACUUGAGUGGGUUUGAGCAUUAUCCUGAACAACAGGAAACUAGAAGCCGCAGUAGCUCAUUUGCCCACCAGCUGAGGACUGAACGUUUUAGAGACUUCAGAUCUAAAUCCGAGUACAUCAAAAGUGUUCAGUCAAAUGACCGCAAAGAAGCCACUUCAAGAGUAGAGGAUUUUAUAAGUACCCCAUCAGAGAGAAAUUCUAACAGAUCUGCUUCAGCUGAUGAUUUGCUUGAUAAAUCUGAGCAGUAUCCAGUAGCUGUGCAUACAAGGUCACGUUCUUCUCCAGCCGGUGAAAAGAAAAUGCAGGAUUUUUUGGUCAGACAGAAUACUGAAAGGAACUCUUCAUAUGUAUUGACUAAUCCAAGGUUCAGUGCUCGCAAAAGCAAAGAUGAAAGUCAGACAGAGAAAAAUGCUUUCCUUUCUACUGUUCAGACUCACUUUGACCACAUUAGUUUGGGAAGAGAGAAGCAUGUUUAUGAUCCUGUUGUUACCCAGAACACAACACAAAUGGGUAUUCCAAAACAUGCCAGAACCCAAAGUUUUACACCAACAACAGGAACGCACAGCCAUUCUCAUGAGCUAAGACAUGAGUCUUUACCUUUAUCCAGUAAGUCAAGUCCUUCUAAAAUAAUGCAAGUUGGAUCUACUCAUACAACAGACUUUGUUACUGCAGAAGAAUAUUUGUAUUCUGGAAAGAAUGGGAAAUUUAGUGCCACACCAGUAAAUAAAGAGAAUUGUUCUGAAGAGUGGACAUCGACUGGAAAUAAUUCUACUGAAGACCUCUCCGACAAUGGGAGUAGAAAAAUGUCUAUUCCACCACAAAGGCCACCGCCUCCAAAAAUAAAGUGUAUUAAUUCUGUAAAUGAAGGGGAUUCUUUGACUAACUCGUUAGUUCCAGUGAAUGAACAAAAAAGCUAUCCAUUGUGGAGCAGUAGUUCUUCUGAGCCUGAGACACCUAGCCAGCAUGGAAAAAUAUCUCUCCGCAUAUCAGAGUCUUGUUUUCAUUCAACCCCUCCUGUGGUUGGACAGGAUGAAGAGGAUGAUGAGGUAUUUGUGAAGGAGCAAGAACUGCGAAAAUCUACUGAAAUAUCAGUUAUGCCAUCUUCACCACCUCAUUUUCCACCUCCAAGCCUUGAGGAUGCUCUUCUACAAGACAAAAUGGAGGAAAACCAUCAACUAACAUCAACUAAUGUAAAUUAUGAAAACAAAUAUAACAGACCAAAACCUAUUAAACAGGAUUCCAAUGACAGAUAUUCCCAGAUCAUUGAUGAGAAGACUGAACAACAGAUUCGAAAGUGUGAUGAACCUCACUCACUAACUCUUGUUAAGGACAGUAGCAAUACAACAUUAUUUAACUCUAGUAUACCUACAAGAGACUCAGAGUUUCCUCUCACAAAACACUCCUCUACAGUACAUGGACCUCACCCUGUAAAACCUACCAUAGAAAAUUAUUUUGUAGACCAACUUCUAAAUCAUUCAGAGGGCACUUUAAUCAGCAGGGUUCAAAAUACAGACACCGAAAACAAGAAUACUUUAAACCACAUCAACACAAAAGUCAUGUCACCAGAAGAUGUAAAGUCCCAAGAAUUAGCAAAGGAAAUAGUGAAUAAGGACAAGUCACUUGCUGAAAUUUUGGACCCUGAAUCCAAGAUGAAGACUACUAUGGAUUUAAUGGAAGGUCUGUUCAGCAAGGGCAGCAACGAACUGAAAGAGAAAAAGAGGAAGACUAUGCAAAUGUUGGCAGAGAAGAAGGCUUCAACAGAAGGCUUGAGGAAAGAAGAGAAAAAGGACGCUGCAGAAAAUGUUAGUUGCUCUGCAUAUUACUCUGUGUCUGCCCCAAAGGCAGAACUCCUGAUGAAGAUUAAAACCGCAGAAACUGAAAUAGGAGGAGAUGAAGAACACCUAGACAUAAAUGAAAAGAAGGCAGAACUGAUUUGCAGCCUCACCCAUAAACUUGAAGUCCUCAAGGAAGCAAAGGAAAGUCUUCUGGCUGAUAUCAAGCUCAACAAUAGCCUUGGGGAGGAGGUAGAGACGAUAAUUGAGACACUCUGCAAACCCAAUGAAUUUGACAAGUACAAGAUGUUCAUAGGAGAUCUGGAUAAGGUGGUGAACCUGCUGUUAUCACUCUCAGGACGUCUUGCCAGGGUGGAGAACGUACUAAGCAGCUUAGGUGAAGAAGCUAAUGCAGAAGAACGGAACACCUGGAAUGAGAAGAAGAAGAUGCUUUCUUGUCAGCAUGAGGAUGCCCGAGAGCUGAAGGAGAACCUGGACCGUCGUGAGAAACUAGUUAUGGACAUUUUGGUAAACUACCUCACAGUAGAACAGUUCCAGGACUACCAACAUUUUGUCAAAAUGAAGUCUGCUCUGUUGAUUGAGCAUCGGGAGCUGGAUGACAAGAUUAAACUUGGCCAGGAGCAAUUAAAGUGUCUGCUGGAAAGCUUACCUAGUGGAUUCCAUAUUGAAGGGAUUGGACCCUUGCCAGAGAGAAGAGUUUCCUCAUACGGGAACACAAAUAUACCUCCUCCAAUCACCUCUUCACUUUAAUGUUAUCAACAGCCAACUCAGGCAAAACUGCUAAUUUAACUAGAUAAGCCUCCUUUCUUACAAAAAAGGAAGCAAACAUUUUAAGAAUUAAUUUCUAAGAAAAAGUGCCACAUGGAUCAUCACUGCAAAGAAACUUAAGAAAUUGUUCCAAGUGCUUAAUUAUGUAGAAUUUAAUUUUUCGAGUCUAGGGUCCCUAAGAGGGUAAAGGACUGUCAGCUUAUGUAAUUUACGCUUUAUCUAUUGUAAUAAUGUUUACUAAGCUUUAUCUUCGGCAAACAAAACAGUUCUAGGCACUGAGACCCAAACACUUUUUAAAUGCCAAUAUUUUUACUAAAAGUAUAUUGGUUUGAAUGGAAACUUUAUACGCCCAUGAUGCACAUGUAUAAAAAAAAAUCGUACUUGUUUUCCCCCGAGCAUCUCAUUUGCACACGAUAAGAAAAAUGUAUACACUAUUUUGCCACACGCUUGUCCUGUUAUGAAACAAGGAUGUAUGUCUUGAUGACACUUUCUGCAUUCUAUUACUAUUUAUAAAAAUUGCUUUUUGUUUUUAUUUUUUUUGUGAUAUAUGUAAUUUAUGUACAUAUGCUAACCUUAAAUGUACUGUAGAAAAUACUUUUUCUAUGAUGUAGAAAGAAAACAAUUUUUUUUUUUAACAAAGUUAAGCCCUCAAGAUAGUCACUGUUUCCUCUCCAUAAUUUGUUGCCUUUAUAUAAAGUUUACAUUAACCCUAUCACUUCUGAGAGCUCUUGCGGCACAAAUGCUUUAUGAGAAAAGUACUGCGAAUGUAUAGGUAUUUGGUGGAUUAUUCACUUGAAACCACUAUGAAGUGUUUAUUGAAUAUUAACCAAACGUCACUAAAAGUGUGUCAUUAAUAUUUCAAGAGUGAAAUGGGUUUAAGGCACAAUUUUUUGUUUUAGAAGUGCCUGAAAUGUAUUGGUCUCGGGUGCAUAUAAGAUAAUAUGCAGACUGUUUGUGAAUAAUGUGUCCUUAUGAAGGAAACACUUUGCUUAGCAAAGAUACGUCAAGACUGCAAUGCCCACCUAAUUAUGUUUUACUAUUUGUUCAUACAACCACAUACCACUGGAUUUUCAAAUACUGUUGUGAAAGAUAAAAACAAUUAUGGACAAUAAAAAAUCUUUACUGUAA
Molecule: messenger RNA, 7101 nt
Organism: Bombina bombina (fire-bellied toad)
Lineage: Eukaryota; Metazoa; Chordata; Amphibia; Anura; Bombinatoridae
Product: protein Shroom3
Exons: 11
Coding region: 97-5955 (1952 amino acids)
Biological process (GO): actin filament organization
Cellular component (GO): apical junction complex; adherens junction; apical plasma membrane
Molecular function (GO): actin filament binding
Source: RefSeq, a predicted model, not a curated record